AUGCACUUUCAAAUCUCCACGGCUACAGGUGUGGCAUACUGCGUCAGCCGCACGUACUUCCACCCGCUGCUGUUCCUCACCGCACUGCUGUGCCUCAUCCACCUGCUGGUGUACACCCCACACAGCGCACUGUGCCAGGAUGCAGGAACUGCAAAUAGCACUGUGAAGCUGUUGAUGUUGAAUGUUACGGAUCAUUUUUGGUUUAAAUCACUUGGUGCUUCUCUUUAUGCUGGGUUUAAUGCCUCGCUUUGGUCCCGUAACUUCACUGUGGCUGAUGGCAUACGUGUUGAAAUUUUGGCCAGGGAGACGACAGUUGAGGAUGCCGGUGAUACUGUUGACAGUGCGCUG
Messenger RNA from Trypanosoma theileri, 348 nucleotides. RefSeq lists its product as uncharacterized. The transcript has a single exon. The annotation marks the transcript as partial. The record is from RefSeq and is a predicted model, not a curated record. Lineage: Eukaryota; Euglenozoa; Kinetoplastea; Trypanosomatida; Trypanosomatidae.